CUGGAGGAACAUGACCUUCAGUAAUUAGUCUCUUAAACGACCCAGAACAGAGCUGAGCUGGGGUCUGCUUUUGCUGCAGACCCCGCAGGGUGGCUGGUUAGCCUUGUUUCACGCUGGACACUAGAUGUCACCUGCAGAAGAAAAGAGCUUACCUCUUCCAGAGAGAUGGCCCCGAGCCAGCAAAUUCGCUCUGUCAGCCUGUGCAGCCGCUGUGGCAGAACUAGUGACAUUUCCCCUGGAUCUCACAAAAACUCGACUGCAAGUCCAAGGUGAAGCUGCUGUUCGUGGCAGCGGAGCUGGUGCUGGGCAGGCAGUCCCUUACCAUGGCAUGCUGCGCACUGCGGCUGGCAUCGUGCAAGAGGAGGGCUUAACAAAGCUCUGGCAAGGAGCCACGCCAGCCAUCUACCGACACAUAGUGUACUCUGGUGUUCGGAUGGUUGCAUACGAACAUCUCCGUGACUCCGUGCUUGGCAGGGCUGAGGAUAGGAGCUUUCCUUUCUGGAAAGCUGUAGUUGGAGGCAUGUGUGCGGGUGCCAUUGGACAGUUUUUUGCCAGCCCAACUGAUCUGGUGAAGGUGCAGAUGCAGAUGGAGGGAAGACGGAAGUUGGAAGGAAAGCCGUUACGGUUUCAAGGAGUGCACCAUGCAUUUAUGAAGAUCCUGUCUGAAGGAGGAGUACGGGGACUUUGGGCUGGAUGGGUGCCAAAUGUCCAGAGAGCUGCUCUGGUGAACAUGGGAGAUCUGACCACUUAUGACUCAGUGAAACACUUCUUGCUUCUGAACACACCACUUGUGGACAAUAGUGUGACUCACGGUGUUGCCAGCUGCUGUUCUGGCCUGGUAGCUGCUGUCCUGGGAACUCCUGCUGAUGUGGUGAAAACCCGGGUAAUGAACCAGCCAAGAGAUAAGCAGGGAAGAGGUCUUCUGUAUAAGUCUUCCAUGGACUGCUUAAUUCAAACUGUACAGGGUGAAGGGCUUAUGUCUCUAUACAAAGGCUUUAUACCAACCUGGAUGCGAAUGGCUCCUUGGUCACUGGUAUUCUGGCUUACAUACGAACAAAUCAGAAGGAUCUGUGGAGUUAGUUCUUUUUAAAAUCAUGAAACCGCUUCAAUAUUCACAAACAAAGAAGAAUCAGAAAGCUAAAUCAAUCACAAAGCACCCUGACCCUACAGGAAACUAAUGUAUUUAGGACACUGGCAGCAGCAUCACAUGUAUAGGUUGUUGCCCCAAAUCCAGUCCUUAUGGGUUAAGAGUAGCCAUGACUUAAGGACACCAUCUGCUUGUCAUACUGCUCUAUGAAAUUUAAGUUAUCCACAGGAUAAAACUGUCACAGUAAUACUUCAAUUUGCAGCCAGCAUCAGCUUUCUGAAACAGUAAACAGAGGUAAAAAGAACUCUUCCAAGCAAGUAGAAUAUAAUACUGUUUGCUUGUAUGAUAACAGAUGGUUCCUAUUGUUAAGGACAAGGGCAGGUUGAACAAUGCAGCACUGAACAUCUUCUGUGGCUAAGCAGUCUAUAAAAUUAUUGGAAAAUUUUUGCUAACAUUAGAU
Molecule: messenger RNA, 1547 nt
Organism: Strigops habroptila (Kakapo)
Lineage: Eukaryota; Metazoa; Chordata; Aves; Psittaciformes; Psittacidae
Gene: SLC25A27
Product: solute carrier family 25 member 27
Exons: 9
Coding region: 125-1090 (321 amino acids)
Biological process (GO): response to cold
Source: RefSeq, a predicted model, not a curated record